UUCUCCCAAACACUUCAAACAAAACCAUGACUUCCCCACUCACUGAUUCCACAGCAGAUCAAGAAAUGCUAGACCUUGAGAAACAUGGCUGUGUUGAAAGGGUUCAGUGGGUGCUUAAUACCCCUAAGCCACCAGGGUUAGGCCAUGAGCUCAUGGAAACUGCUUUUUCUUGGAGAAACAAAAUUCCAUUUCUUAACAAGCAGUCCGGAUGGAAAGGUGAAGUACUUUCAAUGUUGCAAGCAACGUUGCCCAUCCUUUCUUGGUGUCAGAACUACAAGGCAACAAAAUUCAAGCGCGACUUAAUGGCAGGUCUAACUCUUGCAAGCCUUUGCAUUCCUCAGAGUAUUGGAUAUGCAACUUUGGCAAAGCUUGAUCCUCAAUAUGGCCUGUACACAAGUGUAGUCCCACCUCUCAUCUACGCCGUGAUGGGAACUUCAAGAGAGAUAGCAAUUGGACCAGUGGCUGUAAUUUCACUACUUCUGUCCUCAAUGGUACAGAAACUACAGGAUCCUGUUGCUAACCCAAUCGCUUACCAGAAGCUUGUUCUCACAGCGACUUUCUUUGCUGGUACCUUUCAAGCUGCUUUUGGACUAUUCAGGUCAGGUUUCCUUGUCGAUUUCCUAUCACAUGCUGCAAUCGUUGGAUUCAUGGCAGGCGCUGCCAUUGUCAUUGGUCUUCAACAACUCAAGGGACUACUUGGGAUCACUCACUUUGCAAACAAGACAGAUAUUAUCUCUGUCAUGAAAGCCAUGUGGAGUUCCUUCCAUCAUCCUUGGAGUCCUCAUAAUUUUAUUCUCGGAUCUUCAUUCCUGAUUUUCAUCCUAAUCACAAGAUUUCUGGGUAAAAGGAACAGAAAACUCUUUUGGUUGCCCGCUAUUUCUCCUCUGCUAUCUGUCAUUUUAGCAACUCUUAUUGUUUUCCUGACUAAAGCCGAUAAGCAUGGAGUUAAGAUAGUAAAACACAUCAAAGGAGGCUUAAAUCCAAGUUCAGUGCAUCAGCUGCAGUUCAAUGGGCCUCAUGUUGGGGAAGUGGCUAAGAUUGGCUUGGUUGUUGCUAUUAUUGCACUCACGGAAGCAAUUGCAGUUGGUCGAUCUUUUGCAGCCAUAAAGGGAUACCACCUUGACGGAAACAAAGAAAUGGUUGCCAUGGGGUUCAUGAACAUCAUAGGUUCUUUCACUUCAUGCUAUGUUGCAACUGGCUCUUUCUCGCGGACAGCUGUGAAUUUCAGUGCCGGUUGUGAAACUGCAGUGUCAAAUAUUGUGAUGGCUAUUACAGUGUUCAUAUCCUUGGAAUUGUUCACAAGGCUCUUGUAUUACACUCCGACUGCAAUCCUUGCUUCGAUUAUUCUCUCUGCUCUUCCAGGGCUUAUUGACUUCAAUGAAGCUUACAAUAUUUGGAAGGUUGAUAAGCUAGACUUCCUAGCCUGCAUUGGAGCCUUUCUAGGGGUGUUGUUUGCAACGGUGGAGAUUGGUCUUCUUGUGGCGGUAACAAUUUCGUUUGCAAAGAUAAUUCUCGUAUCCAUUAGACCAGGCACAGAAACCCUCGGAAGACUUCCUGGAAGUGACAUGUUUCGUGAUGUCAAUCAAUAUCCUAUGGCUGUGAAGACUCCCGGGGUCUUGAUAAUGCGCCUCAAGUCUGCCUUACUUUGUUUUGCAAACGCCAAUUUUGUCAGAGAAAGGAUUAUGAAAUGGGUUGUUGAAGAGGAAAAGGACAGCAAGGGAAACGCAGAGAAGACUAUUCAACUAGUAAUUCUUGACAUUUCCAAUUUGAUGGACAUUGAUACAUCAGGAAUUGCUUCCCUGGAGGAACUGCAUAAGAAUCUUGAUUCAAAUGGAAUGAAGCUGGCCAUUGCAAACCCUAGGUGGCAAGUGAUCCACAAGUUGAAGCUGGCUAACUUUGUCUACAAAAUUGGAGGAAGGGUCUAUUUAAGCGUUGGAGAAGCUAUGGACUCGUUUUCCCUCUAGAGCAAAAAAGAGCUUUAAAAAAAGUGUUGAAGCUUUUUAAAUAUCAAAACAUGGCUUUGCUUGUCUCUUGCGUGUAUGUUCCAGUCCCUUGCUGCAUCCUUAUGUAGCCAGCAAAUGGGACAGACGAUAAUUAAGAGUGUAGAACUCAAUUAAUAAAGAAAUAAGUGAGACUUGAUUGUCAAAAAA
Theobroma umbraticum is the source of this 2150-nucleotide messenger RNA. It is a transcript of the gene SULTR2;1, whose product is annotated as slufate transporter 2;1. Gene Ontology annotation, cellular component: membrane. Lineage: Eukaryota; Viridiplantae; Streptophyta; Magnoliopsida; Malvales; Malvaceae. Gene Ontology annotation, biological process: sulfate transmembrane transport. Gene Ontology annotation, molecular function: secondary active sulfate transmembrane transporter activity. The record is from RefSeq and is a predicted model, not a curated record.